UAAACUCGAGCUAAACCUGCAUUUAUUAGUUCAAAAUGAUCGCAAUAACUUUAAUUAUACUAUUUGCACCACACAUUCUUUCUUUAGAAUCAGUAUCUUAUUCUGACCAAGAAUUACCAAAAACGCAACAUCCCGACGUUGGGUUAAAUGUGCUCGAAUUAAUAGAAAAAUAUAAUUAUCCUGUUGAAAGACAUAGGGAUAUCCAAACAGAUGAUGGGUAUCUUUUAGAAAUCCACAGAAUUCCUUAUGGGUUAAAAAAUGGUCCCGCAGAAAAUAAACCUGUUAUUUUUUUGAUGCAUGGUCUUUUAAGCUCAUCGGCAGAUUGGAUUAAUAUGGGUCCAGAAAAAAGUUUAGGAUUUCUUUUAGCCGAUAUGGGGUACGACGUGUGGAUGGGAAACGCAAGAGGCAACACUUGGUCGCGAAAACACGUCUCAUUAAACCCUGAUGGUUUUUUUGAUCAAAGAAAGUUUUGGGCAUUUUCAUGGAAUGAAAUUGGAAUGUAUGAUUUACCAGCAAUGAUAGAUUAUAUUUUGGAAGUAACAAACCAAAAUAGUUUAUACUACAUUGGUCAUUCCCAAGGAACAACAUCCUUUUUUGUUAUGGGCUCCGAAAGACCUGAAUACAACAAAAAAAUUCGACUUAUGGUAGCUUUAGCUCCCGUUGCGUACAUGUCUCACGCCACAAAUCCAUUUUUGCAAGUUUUAUCACCAUUAGAGGGAGUUUUAGAGGUUCUAGCUGGUUUAAUAGGAAUCUAUGAAUUUAUGCCGAGUCAACAAGGUUUAGAAACAAUAGGUUCAAUUUUUUGCAGGGAUGGUGCUAUAUUUCAAGAGAUGUGCGCUGGAAUUAUCUUCUUAAUAGGAGGGUUUGAUUCUCAACAAUUAAACAGAACGCUUAUUCCUGUUAUGAUGAGCAACACUCCCGCGGGGGCUUCGGUUAAACAAUUCGUUCACUACGCCCAAGGAGUUACAACUUUUCAAUUUAGAAAAUACGAUUUUGGUUUGGUCGAAAAUUUGGUUAAAUAUGGUUCAAGAAAACCUCCAAGUUAUGGUCUCAAUAAUAUCGAAGCACCUGUUGCGUUGUUUUAUGGCAAAAACGACUGGUUAGCUAGCGUGGUUGAUGUUGAAAAGCUGGCUAAAAAACUUCCUAAUGUAGUAAAACAAUAUUUGGUGCCUUUUGAUAAGUUUAAUCAUUUGGACUUUUUAUGGGCAAUUGAUGUUGUUCCAUUAUUAUACGAGUCAGUAUUUGAUUUACUUGCACAAUAUUAAUUUAUUAUAAUGUUUAUUUAUUAUAUGUAUUUAAUUCAAUAAAAAAAUAUCUUAGAA
Onthophagus taurus is the source of this 1322-nucleotide messenger RNA. Its product is annotated as lipase 3-like. The record is from RefSeq and is a predicted model, not a curated record. Gene Ontology annotation, biological process: lipid metabolic process. Lineage: Eukaryota; Metazoa; Arthropoda; Insecta; Coleoptera; Scarabaeidae. Gene Ontology annotation, molecular function: hydrolase activity, acting on ester bonds.